Messenger RNA from Gossypium raimondii (Peruvian cotton), 628 nucleotides. Its product is annotated as mitochondrial import inner membrane translocase subunit TIM9. The record is from RefSeq and is a predicted model, not a curated record. The transcript is spliced from 2 exons. Bases 114 to 395 code for a protein of 93 amino acids. Lineage: Eukaryota; Viridiplantae; Streptophyta; Magnoliopsida; Malvales; Malvaceae.
GAAAGUUAAAAGCCCCUUCACAUAAACCCUUAUAGUCACCUCGUAAAAGAAAGAAAAGAUCAAAAUCCUAAAAAGAAAUUCAAUUGAAAAAAAAGAGAGAGGUAGGAUCCAGUAUGGACAAGAACAUGUUAGCAGCACUCGAGGGUCUCCCUGAAGAAGAUAAGGCCCGAAUGUCAGCCAUGAUCGACCACCUUCAGCUUCGUGACAGUUUGAGAAUGUACAAUUCACUCGUCGAGAGAUGCUUCACUGACUGCAUCGACAACUUCACUCGCAAGACGUUGCAGAAACAAGAGGAAACCUGUGUGACACGAUGUGCUGAGAAGUUCUUGAAGCACUCGAUGCGCGUAGGCAUGAGGUUCGCAGAGCUUAAUUCACAAGCAGCAACGCAAGAUUGAAGGGUAAUACUAAGAACUGCGAGAAGGGGCUCGGAAUUUCUUAUUUCGUAAGAAUUUUCUUUUUGGAUUAAUCGAGUUCUUCGCAAUCUUGUUUCGUGGAAGAAUUUGUUGAUUUUCACUAUUGAAUCAAUUACUUGUUAUAUGGUAAGAGUGAAGAUUGUUCAACUCACCUUGAUUGAUUAAUGAGCUAAAAAGUGAAAAAAAAAAAAACACUUUGUUUCCUAUUCUAAUAA